Anneissia japonica is the source of this 1271-nucleotide messenger RNA. RefSeq lists its product as uncharacterized. Gene Ontology annotation, biological process: regulation of apoptotic process. The transcript has 5 exons. The coding region runs from base 630 to 1271 and encodes 213 amino acids. The record is from RefSeq and is a predicted model, not a curated record. Lineage: Eukaryota; Metazoa; Echinodermata; Crinoidea; Comatulida; Comatulidae. Gene Ontology annotation, molecular function: protein binding.
UCAAUGAAAUUUUAAGGUAUGUCCUAGUCCCCUGCCUUUUUAUUUAUGUUUACUUUGAUGGGGUUAUCUUCAUAAGACUUCUACAAAUGGAUACCUUGUUUGAAGCAAGAAAUCAAGUUGUCUGUGGAAAACUUUUAAACUAAUCACGUAUAUGUCAGGAUUCAGUGUCGAAUUACGAAACUUCUAGUCUUGACACCUCUCAAAAUAAAUAAAUUCAAUAAAUAUUACUUUAAUUAAUCAAACAAUUUAUAUUUUCAGUAUUUUUACAGACUUUUAAACAACCAUAAUAUAAGGAUUAUUACAGAAUUUUGAAAAGCAAAUACAUAGUAAAAAUAACAUAGUAAAAAAUUUGAAUUGAUAUCAAGCUAUGGUAAUAAAUAAGUCUCUGACUUUGUAACAUUAUUUACUCAGGGUAUAAUAAUCUACUAUUUUACAGCAGUUCAAAGUCUCUCAUUCAUUGUUUAACAAUGAAAUCACCUCCAGCAAAUCAUAAGACCAAAGAUAAGCCCUGAAAAACCAACUUCUGUUGGAGGAUACAGUAUUAAAGUAUAUCUCUCUGGUUGGAGACUGUUCAAAAUUAGUACCUUACUGAAAACAGCUCAGAGAAUUUUUAAGGAAUAUAUUUCAAGAUGGAUACCAAUAACCCUGAUGGUGCUUUCAGACAGGUGUUGUCAGUUAUUUCAGAAUGGUAUGACCAGCUUGGCUACAUCAAUAUGCUGAAAGUUUUGUACAGAGAUCUCUUGAAAAACAGUUAUGAGUUGAAUAAGGCUUCCAAGGUGAUGGACCUCAUGAAUUUGUUGAUUGCUUCUGGGGAUCUACACUCAACAAAUUUAAAGCUUCUCUAUGAUACCAUAAACAUAACAAAGCAGUAUGGCUUGGAAAUAAUUAUCAAAAAAAUACUGCCAGAAUUUCAAAGUGUUAAAGAUGUAGAAAUCUCAAAAUUUACGCAUCACAGACAGAAAGUUAUGAAGCUUGGGAUGGCACUGAUUGAUGAAGAUUUAAAAAAGAUCAGUGGAUUUUAUAAUGAACCAGUAAAGGAAUAUGCAGACACAUGGAGUUUGGUUGUGGAUUUGGAGCACAACAUGAUAAUCUGUGAAGGAAAAUUGGACGCCUUCAUUAAAAAUCUAAAUACCCUUAAACUCCAAAAUGCUGUUAAAGCUUUAACUGAAGACAUCCCAAAUGCAACUUCAAACUAUGGACAUGGUGAAGGUAAUGAUACAUGUGUUCAUGUAAAAAAUUUCUGUAAAAUUAAAGUGCAGAAGAGAAUCUGA